GCAGGUUUGUCGUGUUGCGAGCGUCUCCCGGGCGACAGAGGACUUCCUAAACGAACAGAAGCGGACUGUUUGCAUCCAAUGCGAUUGUAGGAGUCGGGCUACGAGAUCUGAGCAUACGGACAUCGGGCGAGAGUUUAAAAUAAAUACUUGGAUUAAUAGGGCGGAAGAAGGCUUGGGAUAGCACACCUAAUAAUUAAGUGUAUUAGCAUUGUAUAUCAAUGACGGGUUAAGACGAGCUCGACUGAAAGCUAGAUUGCUAACUGGCUAACCUACUAAAACUUGGAAGGUCAGCUGAGCUGUUGGAGGUUGCCAAAGUAACAGGAACUGGGCAAACACAAACCCGCCUGCAGUCUGGCGUAGUAGCCCGUGACAAAACCUGGAGACCUUGGUUGUGAAACCUUUACCUGUCGAGAGGCGCUGAACCGUAUGACUGGGUUCGACCCGUUCGACCCUAGAUCCUACACAUUAGCGUGGCUAUAGCAUUUCCGGGGAAACACCGAAAUAACGUUUCUUGUAUUGCCUGUCAAUUAAUAGAGUCUCUUAUUCACGUAGUCCGUUAAUGGCUAGGAUAUCAAUUAUUUCAUCCAAUUUGAUUUCAGUUAUAUUAUGUUCUACUGUCUGUUAUCUUAGUUGUAAGCUUAGAUCAUUUACACGAUGAACAUCUCUGAAGUUGAAGAGCACAUCUCCCAGAAGUAUGACAUUAAGAAAAGGCUGGGGAAAGGGGCCUAUGGGAUCGUGUGGAAGGCUGUGGACAGGAGAAGUGGAGAGGUUGUAGCCGUGAAGAAGAUCUUUGAUGCCUUCAGGAACAGGACCGAUGCACAGAGGACGUUCAGAGAGAUCAUGUUCCUUCAGGAGUUUGGAGAUCAUCUCAACAUCAUCAAGCUGCUCAAUGUCAUUCGGGCUCUGAACGACAAGGACAUCUACCUGGUGUUUGAGUACAUGGAGACAGAUCUGCACGCGGUCAUUAAGAAGGGGAGCCUGCUGAAGGACAUUCACAAGCGCUACGUCAUUUACCAGAUCCUCACUGCCACCAAGUACCUGCACUCUGGGAACGUGAUCCACAGGGACCAGAAGCCCUCUAAUGUGCUGUUGGACAGGGAGUGCCAGGUGAAGCUGUGUGAUUUUGGGCUGGCCCGCUCGCUGAAGCAGGUGCAGGAGGAGGAGGGGAACCCCACGCUCACGGAGUACGUGGCCACGCGCUGGUACCGGGCCCCCGAAAUCCUGCUGGGCUCCCCCAGGUACACCAAAGGUGUGGACAUGUGGAGUGUGGGGUGCAUCCUGGGUGAGAUGCUGCUUGGGAAACCGCUUUUCCCCGGAACCUCCACCAUCAACCAGGUGGAGCGGAUCCUGAGCACGGUGCCCCGCCCUUCUGCCGAGGAUGUGCAGUCCAUUCACUCUGAGUAUGGGGCCUCUGUCAUACAGAGAAUGCUGCUUCGGCCGCAGGUGCCUCUGGUGGAGAUGCUGCCUGCCUCAGUGGCUCCUGAUGCUCUGGACCUUUUGCAGCAGCUGCUUGUGUUUAACCCUGAUAAGAGGCUGAGCGCAGAACAGGCCCUACAGCACCCCUACGUCUGCAGGUUCCAUAACCCCGCCCAGGAGCCCAGCCUGUCCUAUGAGGUGGUCCUGCCUGUGGAUGACUGGGUCCAGCUCUCUGUGGCACAGUAUCGCAACAAACUGUAUGAGAUGAUCCUGGAGAAGCGGAGUAUCCUCCGUCGGACGCAGCUGAAACAGGGGGCGGGGCGGGGGGCGGAGUCUGGUGAUCAGGUGAGGAGGGAAGAUGGAGGGCAGGCCCAAUCAGAGGCCUCUGAGCCCUCCCCUGCUGUCCCCCCCCAAGCCCCCCCCACCAGGGAGAGAUGCAAACCCGUGCCCUACAACUCCAUCACACACACAGGUUCGAAUGCUUUGGCUCCUCCCACACAAAACCCCUCAGUGCCAGCCAAUCAACAGCGCCCCCUGGGUGCCAAAGGGAGGCAGGAGAAUGCAGUAGUGCAACCACCAGAUGGCGCUAACAGCACUAGUGUUCUGCAGCGUGGGUGUUCUGCCCCCACGUCUCACGCCCGCACCAGCACCCUGGACUUCCCACACCCCCAAAACAACCCACUGCUGCGUCGCAUCGAACCUGCAGCCGCCAGAGGUGCCAUUACCUCUACACAAGCGAGCCAGCCCGGCCCGUCCCCGGCCCGGGAGACGCGCGCCCCCCCCAGGUACAGCAGGAAGGUGUUCCAGAACUCAGCCAACGUGGGGGCGGCGGGGGACCCGCGGGCCAAGCUGGGCAGCUACUCACAGGCCUACGGCACCAUCAACAGGACCGAGCUGGAGAACCUGCGCAGGACCCGCAACAGCUAGCGACAGCUAGCAAAGCCACGGAGCGGGGGGGGGGGGGGGGGCCUCACACGACACGCCCCCUGGGGCUUUCCAGAGCACCCACAGGAGUUGCCGCGGCUACGUGCAUAACCACGGCGACGGUAGAGGGCUGAUGAGGGCCUCCGUGUCGGCUGGGUGACUCCCCUCUUCGCCAGCAGUUGCACUUCGAGACGAGAAUCUGAAGUCAGUCUGAAUGAACUGUGAAUAACCGCUAACACUGGGAAGCCAUUUACAAACUGUGACGACCUGCAAUAAAAUGAUCGCCACGGCAACCGAUGUGACACAGGUGUGUCAUGGAAUAAAAUGUGCUUAGGCUGCCAGUCAAAAAAAAUAUCGCUCGGUAAUUAUGAAACAGAAACUGUGAUUUAGCACAAAUGUCUAAAAUGUCUGGGUAGUUCACAUUUCUCUGUGUUGUGCUUCCGCAGAUAAAAUUAUGGUAAAGGGACUUACAGAA
Messenger RNA from Anguilla anguilla (European eel), 2815 nucleotides. It is a transcript of the gene mapk15, whose product is annotated as mitogen-activated protein kinase 15. Gene Ontology annotation, cellular component: cytoplasm; nucleus. The coding region runs from base 655 to 2343 and encodes 562 amino acids. The record is from RefSeq and is a predicted model, not a curated record. Lineage: Eukaryota; Metazoa; Chordata; Actinopteri; Anguilliformes; Anguillidae. The transcript is spliced from 14 exons. Gene Ontology annotation, biological process: intracellular signal transduction; protein phosphorylation. Gene Ontology annotation, molecular function: ATP binding; MAP kinase activity.